AUUCACAUGCUAAUGGCGCCCUAUAAAUACGAGGGCCGCGCCGCGCCGAGGGCCCUAGAGACGCGCCGAGAUUCGGAGGAGAAGGGACAGAAGCGCGCAGACACCCGAGGAAGAGAAACAUGACUGCUUCGUCCAUGGCGCAUAGCGUGGGGAAACACCCAAGUGCCAAGGAGGAGAGAAAGCUAAGAAAGCCGCUCAUUGAGAGGAAACGGCGGGAGAGGAUAAACAAUUGUUUGGAUCAGCUGAAAGAAACCGUGAUCGGGGCCUUCAGGCUCGAUCAAUCCAAACUGGAGAAAGCUGAUAUUCUGGAGAUGACUGUGAAACAUCUGCAGAACAUCCAGAGCAAUAAACUCAACGACCCUACAUCAGGCCUGGAGGCCCAGCAGAAGUACAGCACAGGGUACAUCCAGUGCAUGCACGAGGUCCACAACAUGCUCCUCACUUGUGACUGGAUGGACAAAACUCUGGGCUCCCGUCUGCUCAACCACCUCCUCAAGUCCCUGCCCAGGUCCACCGAUGAGAGCCCCCCGACCCAGCCCACAUCAAGACAUAGCGUUCCUCCUCCGGCCGGCCAAGGUAACCCCGGCACACCUCUUAGAGGAGAACCCCUGCCUGGGAGGCAGCUCCAGAGAGAGGGGCCCACCUGCCACAUAGCUGGAUGUCAGGAGAGAGCCGUGCUCCACAGCUCCAACCUGGGGAUGCUGGAGAUGUGGAGGCCCUGGUGAUCUGGUGGAUUAAUGUUAUUGGUUCUCCAUUUUGUUAGACCAUCCUCUGUUAUGUAUCUUAUAGAUAUGCUGCUCAGAAGACAAAUGUGGGGCAGUUUUGUUCCAGUGAUUAUUAUUGUAGGUGUGCUAUAAUGAUUCUAUACAGACCUUUUCUCAGUACUUCCCUUCAGAAGUUGACUUCUUGUAGCCUGCAUUAUAGAAGGCUCUUAUUAAUCUUUCAUGUAUUUAUUGUAUUAACAGCUUUAUUUAUUUGAUAU
Molecule: messenger RNA, 982 nt
Organism: Xiphias gladius (swordfish)
Lineage: Eukaryota; Metazoa; Chordata; Actinopteri; Istiophoriformes; Xiphiidae
Gene: her8.2
Product: hairy-related 8.2
Exons: 4
Coding region: 120-725 (201 amino acids)
Biological process (GO): regulation of neurogenesis; regulation of transcription by RNA polymerase II; anterior/posterior pattern specification
Cellular component (GO): nucleus
Molecular function (GO): protein dimerization activity; DNA-binding transcription factor activity, RNA polymerase II-specific; RNA polymerase II cis-regulatory region sequence-specific DNA binding
Source: RefSeq, a predicted model, not a curated record